Phytophthora sojae is the source of this 4824-nucleotide messenger RNA. RefSeq lists its product as hypothetical. Lineage: Eukaryota; Oomycota; Peronosporomycetes; Peronosporales; Peronosporaceae. The coding region runs from base 1 to 4824 and encodes 1607 amino acids. Gene Ontology annotation, cellular component: transcription factor TFIIIC complex. Gene Ontology annotation, molecular function: DNA binding. Gene Ontology annotation, biological process: 5S class rRNA transcription by RNA polymerase III; transcription initiation at RNA polymerase III promoter. The record is from RefSeq and is a predicted model, not a curated record. The transcript is spliced from 2 exons.
AUGUCGCCGCGGCCGUCCUCGGGCUCCUGCGCGCGCGUGCGGCCGCCUCGCGAGCUGGUGGCCGCGUGCAUGGACCACAUCGCGCUCGAAGGCAGCGCCGGCCUGUCGGUGGCGUCGCUCUUCUCCAGCGUGGACCCGGCCGAUGACGCGCACGUGCGGCGCCAGGUGUGGCGGCUGCUGCGCUCGAGCCACGGCGUCUUGCGCUUCUUCCGGGGCGCCGCCGCCCGCGCCAGCUCCACAGAAACGCCCAGCAAGAAGCACAAGCGGCCCGGACCCGCUGCCAAGGAGCAGGACGCCGUGGAAGUGAAGCGAGAGAUACUGGAGACGGCUCAAGUGCGCGACCAGGCGACGCUGCUGACGGCCGAGGAGCUGGCGCGCAUGACGUACGAGGAGGCGGUGGCGCAGCAGACUCAGACUCAGGAUCAGGUGCAGGUCAUGGUCGCGGCGUGCGAGGAGCUGCGCCAUCGCGCGCUCAACAUUCCGGUGCGCGCCAUCGCCGCGGACUUGGGCGACGAGCACCUGCGCAUCCUCGAGGCGGUGGGCAACGCACGCGUGCUCGGAGUGACCGUGACGACGCUGACCAAGCUGCUGGGCGGCGGCACCGUCAAGCGGCUGCACAACUGCCUGGACACGCUCAUCUCGUACGGACUCGUGGUCAAGCGCAUGAUGAUCGUGGCCCGCCCAGCCAUGCGCCGCCUCAACAUCAUCCACCUGCCGCGCUUUGCGGCCGAGUUCAAGCCGCAGAUGUUCGACGAGUCGGCCGACUUCGAGUCGGACGACCAGAGCAAGAAGAUCCUCUGCGCAGCGGCGGAGACGUAUCUGAAGGGGCUGCCCACGCACUCGUCCGUGCUGUCGGACCUGGGGCGGGACCUGAACCUGCACAAGCGCCACCUCGAGGUGCUGCGCUCGCACAUUAUGCAGGAGUGCAAGGUGGACGAGAACUUCCCGCUGGAGCUCUUCCAGGCCGUGCUGCAGCCCUCGCGACGCGCCAGCCUCGAGCCGAAGAUUUUAAAUUGCGUGCGGUACAAGCCGCCAAACUCCCGGAGGAACUCGAAUUAUCGCCGCGUGAAGCUGGAACGGCCCUACACGGUUCGAGCAAAUAAGGCUUUGAAGGUGGCGCUUGGCGGGGCGGAGGUUGACGGCACAAGUGCUCGACGUCGCGAGCACAUUCUGGAGCGCCUCGAGGACGAAAAGAUCAUCAGUCUGUCGUCGCUGCGCGCCAGUGUAUUUAGUAUGGAGACGGAGCGCGCGGAGAUGAACGCGUCUUCGAACACAGGUGGAGAGGGUGCAGGCCACAGCAAUGGGGGCAGUUUAGUGUCGCCGGCUGCAGUGGGGAAAGUGGACACACGGUCGAUUUUUCGCAUCGCAACGGAACUGGAACUGGCGAAAAAGUUGCGACUGCUGCAGCUUCCGUUGCCUGCCCGUAAUGUUUCAACUAAAUUCCGAGCGCUGCGUUGCGUAGUGGCGCCUGGAUAUGAACACAACGACGUUUUCAUUCAAGGCUUCGUGAAGAAUUACUGUCGCGAUGAGCGUCUGAGGAGAAUUCAUCGCAAUGCCGACAAAGGUGAGGUGGUUCGUUUUCAUAAGAUUGGAGGUGACAAUAGUGAAGAAGUGGAGCAAGGGUCAGCCCGAAAGAGACGCCGGACUGACCCAAGGAUACCUCUCGCAAGAACUGAUGAGAUCAAGGCGCUGGCUUCAGACUCGGACGAGGCCAGGGAGGCCGGGCUGCAAACCAUUCGGCAUGCUUCUGACAUUGAGGCUGAGGUCAGUGACCCGGCUUCGCCAACGCGGAAUGAAAUCAGCUACAAGAUCCGGCGUUUCGUCAGCCAGCAGAAGUCAGGCAUUCACAACCAGCAGUUUAGGAAGCUCGGGUUUGCGUACGGUGUGAUGUAUCGAUGUAAAGCUCUACACCGGUUUCUGUGGGACGCUUUGCAUAAGCACGGGUCGAACCUUCAGCUCCCCGGUGAUGGCAAUGACGGAUCGAUUGAAGACUUGAACGACGGCGACGGCGACUGCGAUGGGUCUGGAACUUCGUCGGGUGAGCCGGGAUCUGCUUUGCAGGGGAUUGUUUUCUCGCGCGAAUCCGUUCUGCACUCGAUGCCCGUGCACUUGUACAUUCAGAUUUUCUCGGGUGGCGGCAUUUUGACAGAUGCUGAGUUUGCUGUAGUGGAAGAAGCCAUUGCGCACCAGCGCACGUUCGACGCUCUCCCGGAGGUACUGCGUGAGAAGAUCUGGAGUCACGAGUCCCAGCGGACGGCGAAGGUAUUGGGUACUCUAGCAGACCUGGGUCUGGUGCUUCCUCACAAGAUUGGAAUGAAACACCUUGUCAAGAUCCUUCGAGCCGGGUACACGGAUGGACGAGAUGGUGUGCUGUCCCGGGCGUUGAAGGAUAAUGCCCUCGGCGGCCUCUUUCGCUUCAACAAGCAGGUCCGAAUUGUACUGGAUGACAACGACAAAAACGAAAGCUAUUUAUCUCCGGGUGAGCCAGGUGCACAGCGCCGCGGGGUGAACGAACUCGAUUCAAUUCGCAUCGUCGGAUUCACGGAGAAGACGUACAGCUUCGCGAACACGCUGCCAUUGACUUUUUCGUUGGAGUCCGGGUGCGAUGUCGAUCGCUAUUGGGAGGCUCUUGAGUGUCUGUGCCUCGAGCAGAUGACUAUGGAAGUGGAGAACCCACGGAAAAACGAGCCGGCCGUCUCCGAGGUCCCGAAGCCGAUUAAAACGCGUGCUCGACGAAUGCAUCGCAUUCUCGCUUGGAUACCGAAGUCGCGCAAACCUCUGCCCAAACACAAGCGCGAGGAUGGCGAUGAUGGACCCAAUUUUACGAGCAGCGGUAUUGUAUCUUCUAAUUUCCGACCCCGUAAGAAACGACGACUGGCUCAGUCUGGUGAGAAUGGGACAGCAAGUAAUGGUGCUGUCGAGGUGAGAAGAAAGCAUAGGAAAAAGCACCCCGAUGACGAAACGCAGUCAAAAGCGGAGGCUCUCACGUGGACAGAUGAGCACGAGCAGCUUUUGGUCGAGUACUUUAUUGACAGCUCCAAGAGUCGGUGGAAAGUGAGCAUUCCUCAAGGUUUGCAGCGUGAGAAGGAGCAGGUCGCCUUCCGGAACCAUACAAUCUCGCGAACGGGCUUCGGUCUCGUGGCCAUCGCACGGAAGCUGGGCAAACGGAAGAUCGACGUGAAGAAGCGCCUCAAGGAGAAACUGAUGGAGCCCGUGGUGAAGCUGUUGUUUGAGAACGCGAAGCGGGCAGCGGAGCUGUCUGACAACCCUGGGGGGUUGUUCGAUGAGGAGAUUGCGAUUCAACGAUCCACCAGGCUCACUGCGCUCUUUCGGCGGGCGAUAAUGAUGAUCGUGUCUCCACGAGAAGAGUAUCAUCCGCUCGUCGCUGAGGAGUUGAUCUCGUUCUGGACCCCGCACGAGAUCCGACUGGUUUGGCGGUACCUCUGGCUGAAGAAUUGGAUUGUUCGCGCUUCCGAGAAGGAGCGAGGUCGCGGCUAUUCUACUAGCCAGCGCUUGCAAGACUCACUCAAGGUGACCACGUUGUCGUACCCGCUGCUGCUGUUUCAGCAGGCUGCAGAGCAGGAGAGUAUGGUUAGCUCUACGCUGGAGGAAAUCUCAGCGGGCAGGCCGGAGUCAAGUGAAAGGAGACCGCGUAGUGCCUCUGUCGGUGGACCUCACAACAGUGAUCAACUCUUCGAGGAUGACUUCCCGACGAACGCCACGCCUGGCCAGUGUGCUUUGGAACUGGGCUGCCAAGUGCUUGGUACGUGCUCGCUUACAGCAGUUCACACGACAAUUUUCGAUGCGGACGCGGACGGCGAUGACGCGCUGGCAACGCAGCAAACGAACGGCAAGAGGCUUCCUAGCUCGACGAAGAGAGAAAGCCUCUUGACCUGCAAGAGCCUGAAAGACAGGUCUGGCUUUGCCGCGCACUUGGCCAAUAAGGUGAACGUCACGAAGGCGUCGGCUCUAAUUGACAGUUGGCGAGUGGAGACGAAGAUGCACGCGGUGACUGUUGACGACUCGGAGCUGCUGAGCGCCUGCGAGGCGUUUUCAAUGGAAGACAGCGACGAUAGCGCAGUUGAAUCCCGCCCGUCGGAGCAAGCGUUAGCGCAGGCAGUGGUUGCUCACGUGCGCGAGAGCGGCGAAGAAGGACUGACACUGCCAGCUCUGGUGGAGAAUCUGCGCUCAACCACCGACGACGAAGCGCGCGAUGCCCUGCAGAUGCGUGUGGCCGCGUGUCUCGACUCGCUGGUUGACCAGGGGGUGCUGAUCUGCGUGAAUGCCUACUACGACCAGCGCUACAUUGUCAAGGAGCACUGCGACGUGUGGAUGCUGCGGCCGUUCUCGCUGGUUCCGAGCACCAGUUCACUGUCGACGCCCCAGGUUGUCUUUGAAGGCGAGAAGGACACGCUGUCGUUCCCGUGGCUCAAGAUGGACGGCGGAACCAACUACAAGUUCCUGUUCGCGAUCCAGCGCAAGUUGCUGUCGCUGAUUCUCCAGACGCCAGGGAUCACCGAGACGCGCGCCCACGCCAAGAUGAACAAACUGCUGUCGCUGCAGGAUACGCGCGAGGCCAUGUCGUUGCUGGUGGAGGAAGGGCUGGUGUACGCUCGGGCGGUCACGCUUCCUCCUGCCAAGCCCACGAGUCUGUUCGCGAUGCCGGCCCAACCUUCCGUCCCCAAGGUCGUGAAGCUUAUCGGCAGCGUGCUGGCCUAUGACCGCUCCAUCUUCGAAGUGCGCUACUUCCCCCACAUCGAAUGCAUCCAGCGCUUUGGAAGCAUCGUGCAGGACUACCAGAACGAGGUGUUUCAGAACGACUGA